AUGCACAGCAUCAUCCAACAAACCGCCGCCUCCAAAACCCUCACCUUAACAACCACCCCCCUCCCAACUCCAAACCACGCACAAGAAGAACAUCUAAUCCAAAUAAAAGCCUGCAGUCCCUGCGCCGGGGAACUCCUCUGGCCAAAGAACUUCCCCCCACCAACCGAGCGCACUCUAAUCCCAUGCCCGGACAUGGCGGGAAUCGUCAUCGCAGCACCACAGGAUUCGCCCUUCCAACCCGGCGAUGAAGUAUACUCGCGCACAAACUAUAUCCGACCAGGAAAUGCGCGCGAGUAUUCCAUCGCUGUGACGGAUGAGUUGGCGCACAAGCCGAAGGGUCUAAGUUGGGUCCAGGCUGCUGCGAUUCCUGUCUCUGCGCAGACGGCUUGGCAGGUUCUUUUUGUUCAUGCUCUUGGGACGCAAGGAAAUGAGGGAGUGGAUCUGGAGGUUGCUAAGGAUGCUUGGGCUGGAAAGAGAGUCCUUAUUACUGCUGCCUCGGGUGGUGUGGGGGUUUGGCUUGUGCAGUUGGCGACUUUGCUUGGUGCAGAGGUCGUUGCGACGUGUGGCUCUCGGAAUGUGGAGCUUGUGAAGUCGCUUGGUGCGAAGGAGGUGCUUGAUUAUCGGGUUGUGGAUUUGAAGGAGUGGGCUAUGCAGUCGCCUUCUAAUAAGUCUCUUGGGGAUGCAUGGUGGGCUGUUAAGGAUGGUGGUGUGGUGCUGAGUAUCUAUCAGCCACCUUCGCAGGUCCGUCCGGAUGGCUUUGCGGGUGAAGGUGUGAAGGAUUUGUUCUUUGUCAUGCAGCCUGUGAGGAGACAGUUAGAGGAGAUUUCGAAGUUGGUUGAGAAGGGGUUGUGUCGGGGAUUGGUGGAUAGUGUCUGGCCUCUUGAGCAGUAUGAAGAGGUAUUCCAGAGAUUGGACGGAGGGCAUGCGAAGGGGAAGAUCGUUUUUGAUCUGUCGCUGAAUCACUAG
Messenger RNA from Penicillium crustosum, 966 nucleotides. RefSeq names its product NADP-dependent oxidoreductase. NCBI's taxonomy places the organism in Eukaryota, Fungi, Ascomycota, Eurotiomycetes, Eurotiales, Aspergillaceae. The record is from RefSeq and is a predicted model, not a curated record. The transcript is spliced from 2 exons. Gene Ontology annotation, molecular function: oxidoreductase activity. Bases 1 to 966 code for a protein of 321 amino acids.